Messenger RNA from Cylicocyclus nassatus, 858 nucleotides. The record is from the annotation of a GenBank genome assembly. Lineage: Eukaryota; Metazoa; Nematoda; Chromadorea; Rhabditida; Strongylidae.
AUGAUGUUAUAUGCAAUAUGGGCCGUUUACGAUUUUCGUACACCUCGUCGAGGCUCACGUAACUGGACUUGGUAUAAGUACCACCCAUUAUGGAAACAUUUUGCUGACUACUUUCCUUUACGAUUAGUCAAAACUGCCGAACUGCCUCCAGAUAGGAAUUACAUCAUUGGGUCUCAUCCGCACGGUAUCCUUUCCAUAGGUGCAUUCACGACAAUGAUCACAAACGCAACAGGAUUCCUAGAAAAGUUUCCUGGUCUCAAACCAACAAUUUUGGCCUUGAAUAGCCAUUUUUAUUUUCCGUUCAGGAGGGAGAUUGGUAUUGGUUUGGGUGGCGUUGAAGCAUCUAGAGAAUCCUUGCAGUAUCUCUUGGAGAAUCCAGGAAAAGGUCGUGCUAUCGCAAUAGCGCUCGGCGGAGCACAGGGGCUACUUGAUGCUUGUCCUGGCACGCAUAUUCUCCAUCUUUCGUCACGGCGAGGAUUCUGCCGAUUUGCUUUGAAAUACGGUGCGGAUUUGGUCCCUAUGUACAAUUUUGGAGAAAACGAUGUCUUUGACACUAUCUCGAGUCCUAGAGGGACCGCUCUGAGAAAUUUUCAGGAUUUUAUCAAAAGGUGGUGGGGCUUUUGUCCUCCGCUAGCUAAGGGUCGCGGAAUCUUCAACUAUACAUUUGGCUUGCUGCCACACCGAAGACCAAUCACGACAGUCAUGGGUGCACCUAUAAGGGUUGAUCGACUUGAGAAUCCAUCAGAAGAAGACAUAGACAAACUGCAUGCAAAAUAUUGCAAAGCGUUGACGGAGCUUUUCGAAGCUCAUAAGAGCUUACAUAACAUACCAAAAGAUGUACAUCUGACUAUUUAUUGA